UCUUUUGUUUUUUCUUUUUUUUUUUGGCUAGCUGUCCCGGUGAAGUCUCAUCACCAGGCGGACGUCGGGUUGAGCGCGAGUGUCUAUUUGGGGGGUGUGACAGCACUCGCCAUACAGCUGUGCCGGACUUGUUUAUGAGUUGAACAGGUUGCUUUACGGAACUGUAGGGAAGGAAACGCACCGGGUCAUGUUCUUGAGACGCACACAGGCACUGACCGCCCGCCUGUCGGAGGAUUUGCUGGUCAGAACCGCCGCUUAAUUUGAGCUGAAUGAGCUCCAAGCCGGCGCGACCGGUUCCAUGUUGUUGACAUUCAUCCAUCAAACAUGGGGGCUUUGAGAAGUAGCCUGUGGAUGACAUGAAUGACAAACAGGACAGGCCUUAUGUGUGCGGCGCCCCGGGCUGCUCUCAGCGCUUCCAGUUAGAGGAGCACCUGAUCAUCCACAGACACAAGCAUGAGAUGACCCUCAAGUUCCCCUCCAUCAAAACAGACACGGCUUUCACAGACCAGACGCCGACGCCAACCCGAUUUUUGCAGAACUGUGAAGAGGUUGGUCUGUUCAAGGAGAUAGAGGAAGAGUUUCUUCAAGCACAAGAAGAGGAAAAGAGCAAACAGACACUUACUCAUAAUGGGCCGUCCUGUAUGAACCAGCACCAGCUCAAACCCCAGCUUCAGCUCCAGCACCCACCCCAGCCUCAGCUCCCAAAUCCUCAGCCACCACUGCACCAUCCCCAGACCCAUCCCCUGCAGCAUCCACAGUGUCAUGGCCCCAUGAUGGGCCCUAGCUGCAGCCUGGCUGCCCAGCAAACUCUGUCCUCCCAGUCUGGAUCAGUCAUCACCCAGGCUCCUUCCACACUCACACACUCAGGCCCAGUUCCCGGGCAAGUGUCCUCCCUCCACCACAUGCGGAACAGACACAGACAACCGCUGCCAGCCUCCUUACCUGGCACCCUGCCAGACCCCGCCAUGCAAGGGGCAUCUGCUCAGCACAUGCCUAUAGAGAAGCAGAUGUCUUGUGUAAUGGGCAUACCAGGUCCUGUACACAACCCCUCCUGUUCCUCGCCUCAGAGAUCCAAACAGACGCUGGGUCAUCAUUUCCAACAGCACCACCCUGGAAUGGUCGCCAUCAACAACCCCGUUACAUCCAUGGGUCACAUGAUGGAGAUGAUGUCACAGCGCCACCAGGCACCUCCACUGCAACACCACCACCAUCCUCAUCAUCAUCAUCCUCAUCAUCCACAGCUUCCAGCUCCUCCCCUCCCCUACCAACAGCGAUGCCAUGCCCCUCCUCCACAGCACCUGGGAAGCUCGCACGGGCACCAGCUUCACCAGUCAGGGAAUGUACCGCACGCUCAGGCUCACCAAUCACCGCCUUCACACAUGCACCAGGCAUCACCUCCUGCACCUCCACUGCCUGUUCCAGCACAGUUAUCACCAGUUGCACAACAGAUGCAGCCCUCGCAGCCUUCCCAUUCCCAGCAUGCAGUGCAAGCAGGUGGUAGCUGCAGUGGUGUUGGGGUAGGAGGAGGAGGAGGAGGCAGCAACCGUCGCAGGAGGACGGCAGAGCAGGACCCUGACGAGCGCAGGCAGAAGUUUUUGGAACGUAACCGGGCUGCAGCCACCCGCUGCCGACAGAAGAGAAAGCUGUGGGUGUCGUCACUGGAGAAGAAAGCUGAAGAGCUGACGCACACAAACUUGCAGCUACAGAACGAGGUGACGUCACUGAGGUCGGAGGUGGGUCAGCUGAAGCAGAUUCUGCUCACCCACAAGGACUGUCCUGUCACCGCCCGGCAGAGAGAGGCACAGGGGUACCCCACUGCAGGGGUGAGCCCAGGAGGAAGUCCCACCCCUGUAGGUCCUGGGCCUCAUCUGCAGGCCAUCCAACACAACAGCAUCUCCACCUCCUCGGCAACUGCAGGAGACCCAAGCCACGACCCCAAGUCUGGACGCUAGCUCUCACUUUAUAGAAGAAGGGGGGGUUGAGACUGGAUGGUUGAAUCCUAUCAGACUGACAUAUCUCUCUGUCAUAAUCACACUAAAGUCUCACCAAACUGUGGAUUCAUGUCUCUUUACAUUGUAGAUGAAAUAGUGAACUGGAUAGGCACAUUUUUAUAAAUCUGUGUUGAACACUGAGAUAUUUUUCAACAGUAUCCUUAUCUUCUCUCGUUGGAGAUGAUACCAGAACCACAUACUGAGAGAUGCUUGUAGUUUUUCUUUCCAUAACAGGUGCAACAAUGUCCAUUUUUUUUCUGAAAGCCUUGUUAAAAACUGUGAUGUUACAUGGCAACUGGAUCCUGUGUUUGUUCAGAAAAUGUUUGUUUCUGUUCAGAGCAAUCUGACCAUUGCCUGCUACCCACUGUCUAUGCAUACACACUAUCAUAACACAUCCUUUCAGUCUUCUCUUGCUCUUUCAUCUUGCACUAAUUUAAAAAAAAAACAAAGCCUAUAUUAUUAGUUUAUAUUUCUAACUGAGCAGCUGCAA
This is a messenger RNA of Toxotes jaculatrix (banded archerfish), 2481 nucleotides long. RefSeq names its product cyclic AMP-responsive element-binding protein 5-like. Gene Ontology annotation, biological process: regulation of transcription by RNA polymerase II. Gene Ontology annotation, molecular function: DNA-binding transcription factor activity, RNA polymerase II-specific; cAMP response element binding. Bases 357 to 1952 code for a protein of 531 amino acids. NCBI's taxonomy places the organism in Eukaryota, Metazoa, Chordata, Actinopteri, Toxotidae. The record is from RefSeq and is a predicted model, not a curated record. The transcript has 11 exons.